AUGCUUCUUCUUCAAUUUACCGGGUGGAGUUCAGCGGUGGACCCGUCGUUUUGGCACAAAAUUGCCGAGUUAAAACUGAAUCGAAUGCACCUGUCCGAGAAAGAAAUCGAGUGCGAGAGCGAGUUUCACAUGUCGAGAAACGACGGCGUGGACGUGCCGAUGUUUGUGAACGGAGGGAACGUUCUUGCGGACGAAGAUGAUGCGAAUGGUGCUUAUGGUGGCAAGAACGACAAGAACGACGGCAUUAUUGGAUGUUGGCGCGCUCGAGGCGACGCGAUGAACUUCAACGUGAAAGAACGUUUGUUUGAAAUGAAACCGAACGAGGAGGCGAAGAGGAUAGGGCAGGAUCUCUUGGACGCGAUGAAAACGAUGGAUGCAGAUGUAGUCGUAAACAGAUUGAACACGUUCAGAGUGUUUAUGCACGCGGAUUUGAAAAAAUGGAAGUUUUUCUAUUGGUUCUUUUUCCCGAGCGUCAUGUUUGCGCCGUACGAGUUUGUGGAGAAGAGGAGCGGGGACGAGGAGGAGACUUUGUGCGGGAAUGAGAAUGCGAAGAGCAGAGCGGAGUGCAUGAAAUCGUGGCUGGAUAAGCCGCAAAGUGAUUUCGCGUGGUGUGUGGAAACCGUCAGAAAAGAGAACAAUACCUACGUUUCUUCCAAUCACGCGUUGUCCAAGUUUAUGGAGCUGUGUAAAGAUGUUACCUUAACAGAAGGUGGUACGGAUAGAACGCUGGAGAUUUGUUUCGUCGACACCGCGACGGGAGAUGCGCCGAGCAUUUCUCUUCUCAACGUGCUCACAUUUUUGGACGUUCGAUUCCAACGAACGAAACCGAUCGACGUCGCGUGUAUUCGCGCAAACAAUAAAGGUAUUUUCGAGUUCAAAACGUGUUUGUUUUUAAAGCAGGUUCAACCGCUCAAGAACGAAGUUCUCGAAAAUAUUAACACGAUAGGAUUUAAAUGCAUAGGAUGGGAGCGCGACGAUAAGAACAGACUGAAACCGAGGAAAGCAGAUUUGUCCAGCGCGAUGGAUCCGGAGAAAUUAGCCAGAGAGGCGGUCGAUUUGAACUUGAAACUCAUGCGAUGGAGACAAGCACCCACAUUACACGUCGACGCUAUUUCGAAAUCGAAAAUUGUAUUAGUCGGGGCAGGCACUUUGGGAUGUUCAGUCGCGCGAACGCUUCUCGGUUGGGGCGUUCGAAACAUCACGUUCAUCGACGACGGACGAGUGUCCUUUUCAAAUCCCGCGCGGCAAAGUCUCUUUACGUUUGAAGACUGCUUAGAUGGAGGCAAACCGAAAGCUCGAGCGGCAGCGGAGCGUUUAAAGGACAUCGUGCCAGAUAUUAACGCAAACUAUAUAGAAAUGCGGGUACCGAUGCCAGGUCACGCGGUCGCCGAGGUUGAACGCGACGAAGUUCUCGAAUCGAUCGAUGCCCUCGAAAAGGAGAUUCGAAACGCCGACGCGGUCUUUUUAUUGACGGACACGCGAGAAUCGCGAUGGUUACCAACUGUCUUAUGCGCUGUGCACAAUAUUCAGUGCUACAACUGCGCGUUAGGCUUCGAUACCUACCUCGCCAUGCGCCACGGCGUCCCGACCGACGCCCUCUCCAACCGCAAAGGAUGCUACUUCUGUAACGACGUCGUCGCUCCAAUCGACUCCACGCGCGACCGGUCUUUAGACCAACAGUGCACUGUCACGCGUCCAGGAUUGGCGCAAAUUGCCGGCGCGUUAGCCGUCGAACUUUGGGUCACCGCGAGCGAAGAGGCUCGUCGAAAAGAUGAAAAAUCAAACGCCUCCUCCUCAAUCUUCGGCAUUCACGACGAUCUCGCCGAACACGAAGCGAGCGAAAUCCCUCACCAAAUCCGAGGCUCACUCCGUCAAUUCACCCAAACCAUCUUCCAAGCGCCUCCGUUCACCAAUUGCGUCGCGUGCUCCGAAAACGUCCUUCGCGAGUACCGCGAAAACGGGAAAGCGUUUCUUCUCUCUGUCUUUAACAGCGAUAAAGGAGACGUGUUAGAGCUCGCGUCCGGGAUUCGAGAUUUGUUAAAAGGACUGCGAGAGGAUGAUGGUGAGGACGACGACGACAACGACGGGGACAUAUUCGGCGCGUGUUCGGAGGAGGAGGAUUUUUAG
Bathycoccus prasinos is the source of this 2127-nucleotide messenger RNA. RefSeq lists its product with no specific name. Gene Ontology annotation, biological process: autophagosome assembly; C-terminal protein lipidation; piecemeal microautophagy of the nucleus. The record is from RefSeq and is a predicted model, not a curated record. The coding region runs from base 1 to 2127 and encodes 708 amino acids. Gene Ontology annotation, molecular function: Atg12 activating enzyme activity; Atg8 activating enzyme activity. The transcript has a single exon. Gene Ontology annotation, cellular component: cytoplasm; phagophore assembly site. Lineage: Eukaryota; Viridiplantae; Chlorophyta; Mamiellophyceae; Mamiellales; Bathycoccaceae.